Molecule: messenger RNA, 1949 nt
Organism: Malania oleifera
Lineage: Eukaryota; Viridiplantae; Streptophyta; Magnoliopsida; Santalales; Ximeniaceae
Product: NASP-related protein sim3
Exons: 6
Coding region: 215-1651 (478 amino acids)
Biological process (GO): DNA replication-dependent chromatin assembly; CENP-A containing chromatin assembly
Cellular component (GO): nucleoplasm
Molecular function (GO): histone binding
Source: RefSeq, a predicted model, not a curated record
GAGUUGCCCAUUAAGACGACGACCAAAUGGUCGUUUGCGUCAAUGAAUAAGGAUGCGGGGCACCGUGAAGGCGUGCACCCCGGAAGGAUGCUCUAAUUUUUCGUACUAUAAAAUCCACAACUUUUCUCUUUUUCCGCCAGAAGGAGGGUUUGAAGUGCGGAAAGCAAGUGAAGCUUGUUAGGCUUUAGCCCUAGCUUAAGAGCAGUCAGCUGCAAUGGCUGAAACCACUCCGGCGAAGGAACUAGAUGCCUCAGCUCCACAAGUCGACGGAACCCUAGUCACCCCUUCCAACGAAGCUACCAUACAAUCGAACGCUCAGGGAGGCACCACGGAGUCUUCCGGUAACAAUAGCAACCAUGCCGUUGAAACUUCUGCUUUUUCCUCUGGUGGGGACCGGGACAAGUCCUUGGCGUUUGCGGCUGAAUUGAUGGAGAAAGGAUCAGAGGCUGUCAAGGAAAGUGAUUUCAAUGAGGCCACCGAGUGCUUCAGCCGUGCCCUAGAGAUCAGAGUUGCACAUUUUGGUGAACUUGCUUUUGAGUGUGUUGAUGCAUACUACAAAUACGGAUCUGCACUACUGAACAAAGCUCAAGAGGAGGCUGAUCCACUUGGUACCGUGCCGAAGAAGGACGGCGAAUCUCAACAGGAUUCUGAUAAAGAUGGAUCUGUCAAAAGUGUUGUAAACUGUGAGUCUUCAACGGCUUCUGCUUCAAGUAAUGCUGAACAAGAUGGAAAGUCAAGUCAUCAGGAAGGGGCUGCAGAUGAUGUUUCUAGUGGGAAAGAUCAGGAAGAAGAUGAUGAGGAAAGUGAUGUUGACGACCUGGCUGAAGCAGAUGAAGAUGAGUCUGACCUAGACUUGGCAUGGAAAAUGCUCGAUGUUGCAAGGGCAAUUGUUGAAAAGUGCUGUGGCGACACAAUGAAGAAAGUGGACAUAUUGUCAGCUUUAGCAGAGGUUGCUUUAGAAAGAGAGGAUGUUGAAACUUCUCUCAGUGACUACCUGAAAGCACUAUCCAUUUUGGAGCGCCUGGUGGAACCAGACAGCCGAUAUAUUGCUGAACUGAACUUCAGGAUAUGCUUGUGCUUGGAGAUUGGCUCCAAGGCUGAAGAAGCCAUUCCUUAUUGCCAAAGGGCCAUAUCAAUUUGCAAGUCCCGGGUGCAACGUCUUACAAAUGAAAUAGAGAGUCCCUCAGGGUUAGAGGCGACAUCAGCUGGUGCCAAAUUAGAUGUGGGCCCCCAAUCCUCUAGUGGUUCACAGUCAAUGAGUUCUGUUUCAGAUAAACAAACGGAGAUAGAAACGCUUACAGGCCUAACCAGUGAACUGGAAAAGAAGCUUGAAGAUCUGCAGCAGCUGGUUUUGAACCCGACAUCAAUUCUUUCUGAAAUCCUUGGCAUUGUGUCGGCCAAGGCAAAGUGCAGUGAGAAGGGUGCUUCCGCCAUAAUGACUUCUUCACAGUUGGGUACUGCUACCAGCAAUGGAAGUUUUGAUUCUCCAACUGUUUCUACGGCACGCACAAACGGAGCUGCUGGAGUCACUCAUCUUGGUGUGGUGGGACGAGGAGUAAAGCGAGUGAAUCCUGGCAUGACAGACCCUGUCCCAGUUAAGAAACCUGCGCCGAACCCAUCCCUGGACAAAGGUGAUGGCAAUGCUUCUUGAAAGUUUCAGAUUCUGGGAUCCAUGCUUGGAUGCCCGAUACGAAAUGGAGGUCUUUGUGGUGGUUAGAUCUUAUCAUUUGACUACAGUUACUAUGUAUCCAAAUAUGAAGAGCAAUCACUGAACAGCGGGUAGGAUUGCGUGAUUGACUUUGCUGUAGGAUGCAUGCUUUCUGCUAGAGAGGUUUCUUAGGCAACGACCUUGUAGUGGUUUUGCCACCUAUGCAGUUGCAGUUAGAUUAAUAUUUAUAUGUUGAAGUUUAAAUGAUUAGGACAGUUUAAUAAAUUUUAAUAUUUGAAUU